This is a messenger RNA of Ambispora gerdemannii, 633 nucleotides long. The record is from the annotation of a GenBank genome assembly. Lineage: Eukaryota; Fungi; Glomeromycota; Glomeromycetes; Archaeosporales; Ambisporaceae.
AUGGAAUUUCUCCAAGAAUUAAACGAACAACAAAAACAAGCUGUUUAUGAAGAGCAUCCUCGCAUAUGUGUCAUUGCUGGACCUGGUUGUGGCAAAACUAAAACGCUGUUUAAUGAUAUUGCUAUUCUCUACCGUAAUAAUUAUCUUUCCACCCGCCUUGAACAAGAAUUAGUCGCUCAAAGAAUACCCUAUGAAAUAUUAGGUUCUUUCAAAUUUAUUGAACGGGAGGAAAUCAAAGAUGUUUUGUCUUUUUUACGAGCAGUUAUGUACCAGGAUAACCUUUCGCUAUUACGGGUAUUAUCAUUACAGGAAAAAAUUGGAGCCCGCACGAUUGAAAAAAUUGAACAAAAUAGCGAAAAAGAAGGAAUAAGCAUUUACGAAUAUCUUAAUAAUUUUGCUGCCAUCACCAAUUUAAACGAAGAAAAAAUUGCUGCCGGGCAAGUAGAUAAAAUCAGUGCCGUUAUUCUGAAAAUUAAUAAAUUCAAAGAAAAAUUAGAACAAAAAAUUUCUCUUAGCACUUUCCUACUCAGUUUGCUUAAUGAUUUUAAUUACUGGGAACACCUCAAAACCCGUGUUAAUGCUUCCGAAAGAGAAAAAAAUGUCCAACAAUUUCUUAAUAUUGCGCAAAAUUGA